CUCCCUCCACCUUCCCUUCUUCCACCGCCGAGCGCUCUCUCACGUUAUACUCCUUCUCACAGUGCGGGUUGGUUUCAGCAGUCGGAUGCUUGGUGGAACGCUUGCGAGACAAGCAAUCCGUUCCGGUCACUAUUGAAAAAGAGAAAGGGGUGGUGAUACAUGAAGAGACAUGGCUUCUAAAGAGAUAACUGCCUCUUGUUUUGUCAGUGUGAGCAGGGAUGUUACAGAGAGUAUCAGGAAGAUUAUUGACAAGUCCUCAACCAAGUUUAUACGUGGCAUAAAGCUUGAAACCAAAAAUGGCAAAUCAGAGGAUAGGAUACUGGUUCUCACAACAUGGAGGCUCUAUCUCCUGGUCACCAAGGUUCCAACAAAGAUAGAGGUAACAUUUAACUUCUUGGAGAUCCGAGCCAUGAACAGUCACCCAGAGCAUCAGGUCGUCAUAGACACGGACAAGUCCACUUAUUCCUUGUGGCUACAGUCACGUGACCACCUCAGUCAUGUGGUCAGCCAUGUUAACUUUGCCCUGUCCAGAAUAUUUAACAACUCUGUGUUUGCUCCCUCCAUCUGUCAUUCAGACAGUGAACUUUCUGAGGGAAGCAGGAAGCACUCCCCCAGCUCAGAGACGUCUAUGGAAACCCAGAGGGCCUGUGGAGGGUUUUCGGAGACCUACGCUGCCCUGUGUGACUAUAAUGGAAUCAGCUGCAAGGAGGAAGUGCAGUGGGAUGUGGACACUAUCUAUCACUCCCAAGACAACAGGGAGUUUAAUCUAGUGGACUUCAGCCACCUGGAAAGCAGGGACUUGGCAGUUAUUGUGGCAUCACUGGCGUACAAUACCUGGUUCACCAAACUAUACUGUAAGGACAUACGCAUAGGGUUAGAGGUCACUGAGCAGGUUCUGCACACUCUCAGUAAGUCCUCCAGUCUGGAAGAGAUCACUCUGGAGAAUGCUGGUCUCAAAUCUGACUUUCCUCAGAAGCUGUCAGUUGCGCUCUCAGAGAAUCCUGCUUCUGUCAUCCACUCUCUGAAUCUGGCCCACAACACACUGGACAACCAAGGUGUGGCUAACCUCAUCCAGCAAGUGUGUCGCCUCAGCAAAGGACUGCGUCUCCUCAACCUCUCCAAGACCUUCCUCAACUCCAAAGCUUUGGUGUCUCAGACUCUGUGCUACAGUGAUGAGUAUUCUAACUCUCUGCUGCACCUGGACCUGAGCAAGAACCCUGGGUUCCUGUCUGGGGAGGAUGCCUCGAAUCUGUGCCUGUUCCUGUCCCAGCCUAAUUGUCUGGUCCAUUUGGACCUGUCUGGCACUGACUGUUCUGUUGACUCGCUAUUUGGGGCUCUGCUGAGGGGUUGUUGUGCCGAUCUCUCCUACUUGAAUCUCUCCAAAAAUACCUUCUCCCACAGGAAAGUGAAGGAGAACCUGCCGUUGUUCUGUCAGUUCUUCAGCUCGGCCUUCAGUCUCACCCAUGUCAGCCUGGCCUCUAUGAAGCUGCCCCCUGAGGCCCUGAGGUCUCUUUUCAUCGGUCUGACCACAAACCCUCACAUCAAUGACCUACACCUGGACAUUAGUGGCUGUGAGCUGAAAUCUGCAGGAGCCUCUGUGAUCCAGGAGCUGUUCCCUAGGCUCUCCUCCAUCGCCACUCUGGACAUCUCAGACAACGGGCUGGAUGCAGACCUUCUCUCAGUUCUACCAGCUCUCUCCAGACACACCUCCCUAAAGCACCUGUAUCUGGGCAAGAACUUCAACAUCAAGAGCAGGGUGCUGGAGGAAAUCCUACACAAGCUGGUCCAACUCAUACAGGAGGAGGAAUGUGCCCUCCAGUCCCUCUCACUGGCUGACUCGCGGCUGCGUUCUCGGGGCACAGUGCUGGUAAACGCUCUGGGCAGCAACACCUGUCUGCGAAAGGUGGACCUGAGUGGGAACAGCCUGGAGGACAUUGGAGCCAAGAUGCUGAGCAAAGCCCUACAGAUCAACACCACACUCAGGAGUGUGACGUGGGAUCGUAACAACACCUCAGCUACAGGAUUCCUGGAUGUGGCUCGAGCCCUUGAACAUAACUUCACCUUGCAGUACAUGCCCCUCCCCCUCAGUGACAUCAGCCAGGCGUACCGUAGUACCUCUGAGAGGACAGAGCAGGCACUGACCAAGAUCCAGCGUGCUCUGUUGCGGAACAACCAGACUCAGCGCUUCUCUCAGAGACAGGCUCUACGGCUGCACCAGGGCCUGGUCACCAGCACUGCUGAACAGGUGAUGGAGCGUCUGAGUGUGUGUGUGCAGCAGCAGGUGUGUGUGCUGCGUGGAGUAGGGGAGAUGGAGGAGAUUCAAGCUGCUAAACAGGUGCUGAAGGAGGCCAGAAACUCCCGUGCGCUGUACCCCUCUCUCUGUGAGCUAGCUCAUGUGCUGUCAGUAGACGGGCCAGUCAGACAGAGACUGGACCAAUUGGCAGGGGAACUGACCAGAGAAGCUGACAAGGAACUACAGGUGAUUGUUGAUUCCAUGGUGUCUCUCUGUCGUGAGUUGUGCCCGCUGUCCUCCUCUGCUGCGGAGAGAUUACGUCCUCAGCUCUCGUCUGUCUCGGAGCACGUCUCCAUCCCUCGCUCUGCCAUCCGCACAGCCUUGAUGGAGAGAGCAGCACAGGACAUUCACCGAGCGCUGGAGGAGGUGAAGCUCUCAGUGGUCUCCUAUCUCACCAACUCCAUUGUGGAUCAGAUCUUGCAGGAGCUCUACGCCACUCACAAGACUCUGACGCGGCGGGUGUCCCAGGUGAAGCGCUGGGAGGUAACAUGUGACGGAGGAACAGGUCUGAGGUCACACAGACACAGAGACUCUCUGGACCUCACAGAUGAUGAGAUGGGCACCAGUAUAGUGAGCAUUGACACAAUUGCCAUUAAGAAACGUAGCUCUAGAACUAGACGUAUUCGACCUGUCUCAACCAGGCUGAGCCAGUGUGAUGACUCCAGCUCCUCCACACCCCCCUCUGUGUCCUCUUCUUUCUCUUCUUUCUCGGCCCUCUCUCGCUCUACAUCCUGGGAGGGGCUGUCUGAGCUCCCUACCCAAGGUGCACCUCUCCAUCAUGUGACGCGGGUUAGGCCGAGGCCCCCACGGAGGCACCGAGCAGGACAUGCCCCCUCUGACACACAUUGCACUGAAAAUGGAGCUGUCACCCCUAUUGAUCAUGGACUCCCAGAUUUCUACACCAAGAGAGUGCUCCCUGAUAGUCAGUUGUCCUCUCUUCAUAAAGCCCACUCUCUCAGACGAAAGAAGAGACGCAAUAUGCUGGCCAUCUUUGGUUUUCGUAGGAACCGCAACUCAACGCUCUCCAAUCAGGGGCCAGAUUCUGGCGGAGACGGAUGUGGGGAAGAGUGUCGCACUGUCGCCAUGGCACCCACAGGGACAGCCACUGAGAAUGUCUACACGCUGCUGCAGCCCCCUCUUUCUGCUGCCAGGGCAGGCUCUCCUGGUGAGGGGGGGGAUGUGGAGGACCAGAGAUUGGAGGAGCCAGUGGGCCUGAGCCUGCAGCCAGUGCAGAGCAUACCACCACAGCCUGGCAUGCCAGGUAGCAGACACCCCUUCUACUCACUGAGCCAGCAAUCAGAGCUAGAAACCGAGCACGAGCAACCUGCAGAUAUAGACAGACAGGUGGACAAGCAGUGGACAGAGGGGAAUCACACAGUCAGAGAGAGGACAUUAAUAAGACCGGCUGACAGACAGGCUGAACAGCACUGGCCAGAGGACAAACUGUCAGACAAAACAUGGACAGAGGGAAGAACGGCAGAUAGACAGAUGGACAGAUAUUGGACGGAGAGCAGGCAUGCAGAUAGACACAUGGAAAGACAGUGGACAGUUGACAGACAGUUUGAUCAAGAUGGACAGUGGACAGGGAGCAGACAACAGACAGACAGAACGUGGGCAGAGGGUCGACCAAAAGACAUACAGAUAGACAGACAGUGGAUAGACAGCAGGCAGUCAGGCAGACAGACUGACAGACAAGACCAGGGACGACAUCUGGCUCAGAGACCUCUGCCCCCUUACCCAUCAGACAGGACUCCAUCACCUAAAAGUGAAACUGACUCUCAGAAAAACCUGGACAGACAGAAGUACUCUGACACACAGACGGACAGACACCUGCGCUCAGACACUGCUGUAGGACAGGUGGAAGGGUGGCGGGAUGGAGGAGGGGUUCCCCCUGGACGGGUUUCUACGAGUGCAUCUAAACCAGACCCUCCUUCCCAGAGCAGCAAACCCAAUCUGUCCAAACUGAGACAGAGACAUCUACAGGAGAGCUCUGAGGAGGAAGCAGGCAGAGAGAGGGAUGGUGGAAGAAUGGAAAGGAAAGAGAGAGACAGAGAUGCAGAGGGACAGCCUCCUCCCAUUCCUGAAAAGCCAAAGACAUCAUCCUAUGUGUCUUUUCCAAACGAGUAUGCCAAUGAAAGGCCGAUCCCGCCUCCUGCAUUCAGAAAACCAUUGCUGGGAUUGGCCUACAGGGCUGUCAGCCAAGGUGAGGAAGCAGUGAGGCCUCAAGCCCCCGUGAAACCCCAGAGGAACAGAAAGGCCAUGUCUUGUGACACAGGCACUGACAGGGAUAGCCCUAAUAAUCUUGAGAAGCCCUCAAAUCGCAAACCCCCGGUGAAAAAGCCUAGACUACCCCAGAACAGAAACAAAUCCUUGGACUAUCCUGACAGUGUCAACUUAGCGUCUGGUAACAACAAGCUGUUGUGAUGGCGAUGGAAUUCAGCUGCUUCAGACUGACCAGCCAGAGGGUUGUUGUGACAACUGGGCAGCAUUUUGUCCAAUGUGAAGAGGAGGGAGAUAGGAAGGAAAAUCUAGACUCUAGAGAGAGAGGGGACCCAGAUAGCGGGGGAGGGGAAGAUAAAUGGCUGAGAGUGCUAAAUGAUAAGGACAUCGCCAACCAUCACUUACCUACUGCAUUAUUAUUGGAACACACACGGCCUAUUACUAGUCUGUCUCUGUCUGUACCUUGCCUUCACUGUCUUUUCCUGACAUCUCAAUGAAAACCUGCUGAACUGUUUUGCAGCUAUUCAAAAUGGUAGUUUCUACUUUUGAACAUCAAAUUCACUGUUGUCUGCACUUAAAGAAUUGCCAAAACACUGUCAUGCUAUAUUGCCAAGGGGCCAAACAUUGGAACGUUGUUAUUAUCAUCAUUCAGAGUUGCACUUUACUUUGUAUUAUUCAUAUAUAUGUGGCUAAGCUGGACUAAAGAAAGGAAUUUUACUUUAUUCAAAUGUUAUGCAUUUUGACUGCUGUGAACAUUGAUUGCCAUGUUUGAAACUUAAAAAUGAGUUGUUGCUUAUUAUUAAAUGAAACUUGAUUAUUUCUAUCUAGUUCUGCUGUCACAGACUGAAAGGUAAUAUAUUUUAUAGAACAAUUCAAUUGAAAGAUUAUGUAUGAGUAUACUGUAUGAAUGAAUAAAAAUGCUGUACUGGAA
Messenger RNA from Oncorhynchus tshawytscha (Chinook salmon), 5444 nucleotides. RefSeq names its product capping protein, Arp2/3 and myosin-I linker protein 3-like. Gene Ontology annotation, cellular component: plasma membrane; lamellipodium. The coding region runs from base 170 to 4717 and encodes 1515 amino acids. The transcript has 40 exons. Gene Ontology annotation, biological process: cell migration; regulation of Arp2/3 complex-mediated actin nucleation. Lineage: Eukaryota; Metazoa; Chordata; Actinopteri; Salmoniformes; Salmonidae. The record is from RefSeq and is a predicted model, not a curated record.